This is a messenger RNA of Aspergillus costaricaensis CBS 115574, 687 nucleotides long. RefSeq names its product short coiled-coil protein. Gene Ontology annotation, cellular component: trans-Golgi network. The transcript has 2 exons. NCBI's taxonomy places the organism in Eukaryota, Fungi, Ascomycota, Eurotiomycetes, Eurotiales, Aspergillaceae. The coding region runs from base 116 to 622 and encodes 168 amino acids. The record is from RefSeq and is a predicted model, not a curated record.
AAGCCUGCCUCAGCGACCGCCCCGAGACUUUUUCUCAUUCGCUUCCAAGCCACCGUCAACCACAGAAACUCUUAAAUUCAACCACCGGCGCCACCACCAGAGUCUGAAAAAAACCAUGGCGUCAACAUCAGAUGUGCACGGUUCUUCUCCUGUGCCAACCCUGCCCCAACCCAACGACAACGGUCGUUCACACAUGUCUUCUCUCUCAUCAUCCUCCUCCAUCUCCGACGCCGAAACCGAACGUAGAGGACGCUCAGAGAGACCUCGUAUGGCCAGUCGGAAACCGAGUGCCUCGAUACUAGUUCCACGGGAUCAUCCUGAAAUCGAAAUCGAAGAAGAGGAAUUCCCCCCUGACGACGCGCGCGCCAUGAGCCCUCGACGCAACUCGGCUGAUUUGGAGCGACUGGGCAAGGAAGCCAGGCAGACAUUACAAGAACAAGCCAAGGCCCUCCAGUCCUCCCUUCAGGCGCUCGCCGAACGUAUCGAAGCCGUCAAAUCCGACCAUGAUAAGCUCGAAAGCGAGAACCGAUUUCUUCAAGACUACAUUGGUGGAUUAACCCGCAACAUGACCAAGACCGAAAUGACAAGGAGUAGCACCAAGGUCAAAAAGUCGCAGAAAUAGCUCCGACGCCGUAUCAUCAUCCCGGCUAUUCGAUACAGAUAAGCGGUCGGGAAUUCGCUGCCCUG